Messenger RNA from Pisolithus orientalis, 1004 nucleotides. RefSeq lists its product as uncharacterized. Bases 140 to 754 code for a protein of 204 amino acids. The record is from RefSeq and is a predicted model, not a curated record. The transcript has a single exon. Lineage: Eukaryota; Fungi; Basidiomycota; Agaricomycetes; Boletales; Pisolithaceae.
GGAUUGUUGACAUUCAGGGAUCAAUCGAACCUCGUUCAUCAGAAGCCAGAAGUGUAUCCGGAGCGGAGAAGAUAACCCCUAAAGAUUCGUGAAAUGUGUCCAUUGUUCGCGCGUGGCAUCUGCAGUUCCUGUAUGCUUGAUGAAUACUCGGGAAUCCAGGUUUUGUAUACAAAUUGCAUCUGCCCAUCCCAAAAGUUGCACCAUCCGGAGUAUGUGUCGGCAUUCUCAGAUUAUAACUAGAACGAAAAUCGUCGAGCAUUCCGAUGCUUUCGUACAACCAGUUAUCUGGGCAUUUACACUCUUCCUUCUCUCACAGCCCGUGAUUAGUAGUGAAUCGCUUUACAUGCGUCGACACGCAAGAAGUUCACCUUACUUUGUGGCCCUCUCGCACGCUCUCGAUCCGGUACAUUAUGAUGGUGAGCAAGUGAACAUCUACCACUUCGGAAGUCGGGGUGAUGCUACGCGGGACGAACUUGUGGAACACCCAUUGUCAAUUAUGUCGACAAUAGGUUACACGACGCACCGUUGCUCUCAAAGUGUCUUGCCGGGAACAAGGAAGCGAGGGAGGACGCUGGUGGACAGUAGGUGGAGGCCUUGGGCUGUACAGUAUCAUGAAAACUGCUCAGGUCAAGAUACGAAACUUCGCAAUGAUACAAAUAUUCAUUUUGGGAGAGUUGCCGCGAGCUGGUAUCACCUCUCGAGCAGAGCACCCUGCUCCACCGACCAGCAGCAGGAUACCGUGCUCUCCACCUGAGUACAGACAUGACAGUUAGCGGGCGUGUUUGCUGUGUGCACGUAAAACGUACUAUGCAAUAGGGUCUUUGGAUUGUAAGGACAUGUGCAAUUGCAAAGCAGUUGCAGAGCUGUGUAGAGUGGUGUUUGUUGUCGGCUUUCCAGUGCGGGUACGGACGGGCGCGGUCGCUGUUGGCACGGGUUGAAGUCAUAUCGCGCUGUACCUGUACCCGUGGGCAACCAUAAAAACGCUUGCGUCCAGAUUCCCAGAA